CCCGAGCAGGGUGGGCAGAGCAUGCGCAGUGGCCUCGGGAUGGCCUUAUAUAGGCUGCGAUCAGCUGAUCGGCUCCGCAUUGCAGAAGGUGGAGUUCCGGUGGCGCAGUUAUGCAGCUACUGCUUCUCGCGUGUCUGCUGGCCGCCGCAGCUGUGGCAAGCCCCCUCUUGUGGGAGAAAAACUGCGUGAAGGGUCCUGAGAUAUGGUGUCAGAAUUUGCGGACUGCGUCACAAUGUGGAGCUGUGAAACACUGUCAGCAAACUGUCUGGAACAAGCCUUCUGUGAAAAGCAUCCCAUGUGACUUAUGUAAAGACGUUGUAACAGUGGCUGGGAAUCUCUUGAAGGACAAUAGCACAGAGGGUGAGAUCCGUUCUUAUAUCGAGAAGAUAUGUGAGUUCCUUCCUGACCAAGGCCUGGUAUCUGAGUGCAAGGAGACCGUGGAUGCCUACCUACCAACUGUCAUGGACCUGAUCAAAGAAGAGUUAGAUAAUCCUGAAGUAGUGUGCAGUGCUCUCUGCUUGUGCCAGUCCCUUCAGAAGCACCUUGCUGCAAUGAAACUUCAGAAAUCACUCCAGUCCAACAAGAUACCUGAACUGGACUUCUCAGAACUGGCAUCUCCCUUCAUGGCUAAUGUGCCUCUUCUCCUUUACCCUCAAGACAAGCCCAAGCAAGAAUCUCAGGGGGCUGGGGAUGUGUGCAAAGACUGUGUUCAGCUAGUUACUGAUGUUCAGGAAGCUGUGAGGACCAACUCAUCCUUUGUGAAUUCCUUAAUUGCUCAUGCCAAGCAGGAGUGUGAACGCUUGGGACCUGCCGCAGCUGACCUGUGCAAGGACUACAUCUCCCAGUAUUCAGACUUGGCUAUUCAAAUGAUGAUGCACAUGCAGGACCAGCAACCAAAGGAUAUCUGUGUCUUGGUUGGAUUCUGUCCUUCCCUGAAAUCUGUGCCCCUCCUGACUCUGGUGCCGGCAAAAGUGAUGCAUGAAGUGAAGAUGGAGUCUGUGGAGGAGAUGCAGAAAAACCUGGUGCAAGCGGAAACCAUAUCUGUCUGCGAUAUAUGUGAGACAAUGGUGAAAGAGGUGACCAACCUGCUGGAGAACAACAGGACAGAGGAGGAAAUAGUGUAUGAAAUGGAGAAGAUCUGCUCUGUGUUCCCUCAAAGUAUCAAAGACCAGUGUAAGGACUUUGUGGAAACCUAUGGCAAAGCUGUCAUUGAUAUGUUGUUGGAGGCAACUAGUCCCGAAACUGUAUGCAUCAUGCUGAAAUGCUGCACCAGCCGCAAGCCUUCUCAUGAAGUGAGAAUUGCUCCGGAGCCGUUACAGGCUGGCGGCUUCUGUUACAUGUGCAAGCUGGUUGUACGUUCCUUAGAGAAGCACCUGGAGACGAAUGCUACAGGAGCUGAAAUUGAGGCUGUACUUGAAAAAGUCUGUCACUUCCUACCAAAAUCUAUCCAGGAGGAGUGUGUUCAGUUUGUGGACCAAUAUGAGCCGAUGCUUCUGACAAUCUUGACAGAGAUAAUGGACGCAACUUUUGUAUGCACUAAACUAGGAGUCUGUGUGUCGACUAAACAGCAUCUCUUAGGGUCAGAAGAAUGUGUGUGGGGCCCAGGCUACUGGUGUAAGAACAUGGAGACUGCAGCUCAGUGCAAUGCUGUCGAGCACUGCAAACGUCACGUGUGGAACUAGAAGAAAUCUUUAAUUCUGAAAAUGUGCAGGGUGUUUGUGUGUUUUAAAUUGUGGGGUAUGGUUGGCGGGAGAGCUGAAUCUCCCUCCUCUCCUUGCCUUCUUAACUUCCCAAUCCUGAAGUUCCUUUGUUGUCAUUCUUUUAUAGUAGUGCUGCAGAAGGUUCUGAUCUGCAACAUUGACAUAACAGGCUAUUUCUGAUCAUACAGUUUAGUUGAUUUUACGCUAAAAGAAUAUGCAUUAUACUGUGGAUUUUGACCAGUAGGGUGGAGUAUUACAGUCCUGGAAGGAGUGGCAUACAGUUCAAGUGAAAUGAAGACACAAGCUUCUUGUGUCAAUUCUGAAAAGGAUCAGGAUAGUGUCUAAACUUUAAAUGUUUUUGUAGUCACUGGUUGGGAAGACCUCCCUAUGCUCUCGAGUGCUCUGCAUAAACAUCUGGCAAGAAUAUGAAAUUGUACAGUAAUUGUAAAGUUAAAUUUUUUCCUUGUGUAGUCUGCAGAUGGUGUUAGGGUAAAUAAGUCCACAAAUCCCUUUGGAAUUUUCAAAGCUUUAUAGUUAUGUAAAGAAUAUGCACCUAAAAAAUAUUUAGAGGGGGUGUGUGUGUAAGUAAGGUCUUUGUGUGGGAUGGGGCAGCUUUUGUGUUGAGCUCAUGGCCAAGGUUUAAAGAUGUGAUCCAGUGUAAAUAGAUCAUUGAUUUCAGUAGACUUGUGGCCUGGUCCAACCAAGUUGUGGGAGUGGGAUGGGCCACAUAGAAGGUUUUAUGAAGUGAAAAGUUAGAAAUCCCAGAGCAUGCCUGGGCAGUGGGUUCUCCUUGGUCCUGGCCAGUGCUAAAGAGACUACCUGUGGGGAAUUUCAAAUAUAUCUUGUCUGUUGGGGGAGGGUUAAUGUGAGACAACAAAAGCAAAGCUGUGUGCAAUGAAAGUGAGCUCUAGCUAAAAAUGUGUGAGGGAAGAAAAAGAGGAGGGAUUGAGGUUAGGUCUCCACACACAAAUGCCCUGUGGAUGAGCAGUGCUCAUGUUUGCUUCCUUGGAUCCAUGAUGUGGGCCUUGGUGACCUAAGAAGCUUUCCUCAUCUGCUGGGCAUGGAGGUGAGCAGACACCUCUGGUUGAAGUCUGGAAAUGGUAAUGAUCUGGGGCAUUGUGGUGCCAUCACUACCAAGAGGAGGACUUGCUGCCCUACUCAGGAGCGCGUACAUGUCUGCCUCCUUUGUAUCACCUCCAUGCUGCCUGAUGGUGAGGUGCUGGCCCCUGUGUGGGUGGAAAAUCCAGACUGCAGGAGCUUGGAGCAUCCUGGCCAUUUCCUCUGGACCUCAUUCUAGAGGAUCCAGUCCAGAGUGUCCCACGCCACAGGCAAUAGGCAAACAUUUAAGGCACGGGUCAUCCCACUCCCAUUGAAAGACCCUAAACUAGUUUGCUGCUGCUGCUUUUCACCAGCCUCAUAGCACCCAUAUCGAGGUACAAAAUGGUCCCAGUAAGCUAAAUCAGUGGAUCUAGCACAUUUUGGUCAAGGGAGUGUAUGAAAGAGGGCAGUGAUUAAUCUAAAGGGUGGGAACAGAGUGGCGCAAGGUGUUUUAUUUCAGAAGGGCACUGAUCUUGUUUUGAGGUUCACCCAGACAGCUGGUGUUAAGAUGGUACGUGCUUCAGUGAUCCAGGACUCCAGAACAGCCAUCAGGCUCCCUGGCUUUGCCCAGAGCUGCCACCCACUUUCAUCCACCCCUCAAUCUGUCAGCAUCACCAGUGCUCCAGGAGAAACCCUGCAGGACACCCAUUUAUACAGAAGUGCUCUGCUUGUGGAAGGCACACUGAAAAUAAUAGCUGCUUGUACAAGAGAUCUGUUUCUGGCAGCUGUGUUAGCCUGCAAGAGGGGGGGGGCGGGGGGGCGGAAAUCUUGUGUUAAUGCUGAGCCUAUGCAGCAGACCACAUCCCUGCCUGGAUUCAUGCAACACCAAGCCUGGAUAAUCUCAUAGUACCAUACUAGAGCAGUGGUUCUUUGCGCACCAAAGAAAUGGGGUCCUUUCUAUAGCCUGAGCAUUAGAAUAAUGGAAAAGACAUUUCAAGAAUGUCAAGGUACAUUAAACCCUAGCAAAAUGUGGUAAUACGUUCCUUUAUUUGUAACCUUUCAUGAGCAUUUUUUCAUAUUCAUUUCUUCAGAGCACAUAAACCCAAUGGCAUACACUCCCUUAGCACGCAGUGAGGAGCAAACAGGCACAGAACACCUCAGCCUUCUGUCUUUCUAGAGACUAGAAAACUGUCAAACCAUUGGCAAAAUCCCACUUACAUGGACAUCGACUGGCUCCCCAAACUGGCUUUGUACCACACAACUAAUUACCAGAUUUGAGUGCAUAGUUCUGAACAGAAUUUGUUUUAAAAAAAGGAGAAAAAAAAAGCACCUAAAAUAAACAUUAAAAAUGUCUGGAGAAGAGAAUAUGUACUGCUGAGCACAUAACUCUCAAAGUAGGCAUAGCUAGAACUUUGAAAAUUCCAGUUUCCGCUUAUUCAGAGAGCUGCCCAUGAUAGUCUGCUUCUCUGUCUGGGCACUCUUUUGGGGUGGGAGUGUGGAGUGGAGGGCAGUUUGAGCAGCACACUUCAGGAACAAGCAAACUAAUGCUUUUGAGUUAACUUAAAACCACUCAGUUGCAGCUUUACUUUCUCUAGCUGUACAUCCUAGUUGACUGAGAUCAGUGAUUUUAUGUAUUUUUGUUUGUAUACAACUCUAGAAGUUCUUAUUUAAAAAGAAGAAAAAAGGCUGUACAAAUACUAAGCAUUUGCAGUUUUUCUCCAUGAUUGCAGGUUUGUGCAGUGGCUUCUGUCUCAUCGUGGGGGGGUCCUUACCCAGAACUGGGGGAGAGAUGUUUUCAGGAAAUAGUGCGUUCUCCUUAACAGUAGUAUCUCUGCCCUAGAAUUAUAGGAUGUGUGAUACUGCAACCUUAAAUCUUUUAAACUACAUGGCAUCCUUUUUAUUGUGGCGGGGGGAUAACAUGUUAGUUUUCUAUAGGUGACAAGGUUUUAAUUGUCUUGCUUUUUUGGGGAAGCAAAUGAUUAACAUAGUCGCAUUUGGUGCAAGGUGAAUUGGGAGCUGUUCUGUGUAGUGUUUCAAUACUGGUGUUCAGAACUUUUACUUUUUCUUUCUCCUGUAGAACAAUAGCAUUGUCUUCCUCUAGACUAGAGGAGAAAAACAUGCAGUUGCUUUCUGUAGAACAUUGUCUUGAUUUUGCACUAAAGCUUCUGUAAUUAACAAUAAAGACUUCCUGAAAACCUGA
Messenger RNA from Chelonia mydas (Green sea turtle), 4938 nucleotides. It is a transcript of the gene PSAP, whose product is annotated as prosaposin. Bases 111 to 1682 code for a protein of 523 amino acids. The transcript has 15 exons. Lineage: Eukaryota; Metazoa; Chordata; Testudines; Cheloniidae. Gene Ontology annotation, cellular component: lysosome. Gene Ontology annotation, biological process: sphingolipid metabolic process. The record is from RefSeq and is a predicted model, not a curated record.